AUGGCUGAUGCUUCUGCACUCGAUCUGUCAGUUGAGGAUGAUGAAGUGCUUGUAUUCGACAAAGAGGAUAAUGAACAGGAGGACGAUAAACUUUCGCUUUGCUUAAUAUGUAAACUGUUAUCCUCUAAGCCCUUUGAUUUGGAUGCUCUUAAACGCACUAUGAUUAUGGAAUGGAGUUUACAGGAAGACGUCCUUAUUAGAUCCAUAGGUUCUAAUGUCUUCCUUUUCCAAUUAUUUCAUUGGAAAGAUAAAGAGAAAGUGUUGGAGGGCAGACCUUGGUGCUUUGAACAACGGUUACUUGCUCUCCAAGAUAUCGAUAAUAACGUUCAACCCUCAGAUGUUAUUAGUGGCUUUUCCCCUUUUUGGUUGAGACUUUAUAAUCUACCUUUUGGGUCUCGAUCUAAAGACUGUGUUAGGGAAAUUUUCGCCUCCUUUGGUGAGGUGCUGGAGGUUAAAGAUGACUUGCUUGACAUUGAACCACAUAAGAGGAAAAUUCGAGUGAAGGAUGAGUCUAUUGUUACUAUUGCUGUUAAGUAUGAAAGACUUCCCCACUUUUGCCUCUUAAGUGGUAGAAUUGACCACACUGAUAGAGAUUGUGUUUGGGUGGCUGAGGAGGAUCAGGAUAAAGGCUGUGGCUAG
Molecule: messenger RNA, 639 nt
Organism: Amaranthus tricolor (Joseph's coat)
Lineage: Eukaryota; Viridiplantae; Streptophyta; Magnoliopsida; Caryophyllales; Amaranthaceae
Exons: 2
Coding region: 1-639 (212 amino acids)
Source: RefSeq, a predicted model, not a curated record